AUGCCUCUAUCAACAAUACACUCGGCGCCAGCUUUGGACUCAUUCACACCUUUAGUAGAACAUCAAGCACAAACACCAAGCACAUUCUACGACGCUAGACCUGUACUACAUUAUCAUGCUAAAGGUGCGCGUGCAGCUGCAUCUGGAGACUAUAUAAAAGAAUUGCCGUUUCUUGCAGAGGGUCCAGCACAGAAUUCGGAGGCAGCUGUUGUAGAGACAGUCGACGCCUAUAUUUCUACUGAGAACGUCACUAUAUUCAAUAAUACUACCUCAGCUGGACUCGCAAUUCCCUAUACUUCUAUAUCCUUACAUGCCAUUCAACGUCUGCCUGAUCCUACAGAUGCAUCGAAAGGAGAGGUAACUGGGUUGUUCAUGCAGUUAGAGACACCUCCUCCAGCCGGAGAUGAUAUGCCAUCGAUCAUCGAGUUGGUUCUUAUUCCCGCCGAAUCGGAUUCUACACAGACAUUAUACGAAGCUUUAACGAAUUGCUCAAAUCUUGUACCAGACGAAGACGAAGAUAUGGAAGAAGGAGGUCCUGAAUUUCAAUUCGAAGGUAAUAUCGGAUAUGAAGGUAUUACCGGACUUCCAGGAGUGCAACAAGGAGCUACGGAUGGUGGGUUACCCCCUCCAUUUCCAGGCAGUGGCGGCUGGAUCACUGCGGAGAAUGUUUCGGAAUAUUUUGACGCAGAUGGAAAUUGGAUUGGAGGUGAAGAAUCUGUCGAAGUACUUGGUGAAGGCGCCGGAAGGGUAAGGGGAUAUGAUGAGGUCGACGGAGAGGCUGAAGCAAAUGGUCACGAUGAGGGCGAUGAGGCUAGCAAACGUCCAAGGACCGAUUGA
Botrytis byssoidea is the source of this 837-nucleotide messenger RNA. RefSeq lists its product as uncharacterized. The record is from RefSeq and is a predicted model, not a curated record. Gene Ontology annotation, biological process: mRNA cis splicing, via spliceosome. NCBI's taxonomy places the organism in Eukaryota, Fungi, Ascomycota, Leotiomycetes, Helotiales, Sclerotiniaceae. The transcript is spliced from 2 exons. Gene Ontology annotation, cellular component: spliceosomal complex; cytosol. The coding region runs from base 1 to 837 and encodes 278 amino acids.